GGCCUGCUUCCGCUGCUCAAGAGCAUCCAUAAGCCGACACAUCUCCGCAACUUCGCAGGGCAGACGCUUGGCAUCGACGCUUAUGGCUGGCUACAUCGAGGCACGGUCUCCUGUGCCAUUGACCUGGCAGAAGGCAACCCGACGCGGAAACACAUCGACUUCGCCCUCCAUCGCGUGCGCAUGCUCAUACACUUCGGCGUGAAGCCUUACCUGGUAUUUGAUGGCGACUAUCUGCCGAGUAAGGCGCAUACCGAGAAGGAGCGUGCUGCGAAGAGGAAGGAGAGCAAGAGAGUGGGACUCGAGAUGCUGCGCAUGGGAAGGCCCAGUCAGGCGCAGCUGGAGCUGCAGAAAGCGGUCGACGUCACACCCGCCAUGGCUAGAGAGCUGAUUGAAGAGCUGAAGAAGUUGGAUGUGCAAUAUGUCGUGGCUCCAUACGAAGCAGACAGCCAGAUGGCCUACCUGGAGAAGAAAGGCAUUAUCGACGGCGUCAUCAGCGAGGACUCUGACUUGCUGGUCUUUGGAGUGCAGUGCCUCUUAACUAAACUUGACCAGUACGGCGAGUGCGUGAUGAUCAGUCGAGCAGACUUCACCUCCUGUCGAGAGAUCAGUUUGGUGGGCUGGACGGAUCGUGAGUUCCGAAUGAUGGCUAUGCUAAGUGGCUGCGACUACUUGCCUGGAAUCGACAAGAUGGGCUUGAAGACAGCGUAUCGACUUGUGAGGAAGCACAAGACACUCGAUCGAGUUGUUCGCACUGUGCAGUUCGAUGGCAAGAUGCGAGUGCCCAAGGGAUAUCUGGAGGACUUCUCCCGGGCAGAGAAGACCUUUAUGUACCAAUGGGUGUUUUGCCCAGAGGAUCAAUGCUUGACUCAUCUCAACCAACUACCGACUGGACUGACCGCAGAUUCCAUGCCAUUCAUUGGGAAGGCCGUGGACCCAGAAUUAGCCGCAGGUGUCGCGUGUGGCGAUUUGGACCCGAACACGAAGAAGCCUAUCGUUCUGCCCCGAAGCUUCUACCAUCCUGCAAGUCGGCAGAGGAUAAUUCACACACCAAACGAGAAGCCUGGAAAACCGAUCAAUGAAUUCUUCAAGAAGAGAAUACCGCUUGCCGAGCUCGACCCAAACUCGUUCACACCCUCGCCAACGCAGAACCAAUUGCUUGAGUCUCAGGCUGGGAGGUCAUGGUCGGCACCUCAGCCAGUCCAUGCAAGUUCGCCCCUGCAUAAGAAGUCGGGCGGUGCAAAGCAGGAAGAGUUCGAGCUCUGGUCGGAUGAUUCGGUAGCGGAGGCAGUCGUUAAUGCUGCGGCUACUGUAGAGUCGACGCAAGAGACGAGCACUCCCUCGCAGCGAAAGCGGAAGAAACUAAGCGUCUUCGUCGAUACUCCAGAAACGGAAGCCAGCAUUACCAACGAGUCUCAAGCCACGGUGACAACUACCACGUCGACCGACUCGCGGAGAGCGAGUCUGGCAGAUACUCCUGACACAUCUUUCGAGAGCACGACUUCCUCUCGAGAGCCCAGCGUGUUUAGCAAGGGCCUCAAUCUGGAGAUGUUCGCGCUCAGAAAGCAGAGCAGCUCAACGCCU
Molecule: messenger RNA, 1581 nt
Organism: Pseudocercospora fijiensis CIRAD86
Lineage: Eukaryota; Fungi; Ascomycota; Dothideomycetes; Mycosphaerellales; Mycosphaerellaceae
Exons: 2
Biological process (GO): DNA recombination; DNA double-strand break processing; mismatch repair
Cellular component (GO): nucleus
Molecular function (GO): DNA binding; 5'-flap endonuclease activity; 5'-3' DNA exonuclease activity
Source: RefSeq, a predicted model, not a curated record